UACAAUUCAGAACUAUAAUCAGUAUAACAUGUUGUUCCCCUCUGCAUCUCUUAUUGUCCUUCCCCCCCUGGGUUCCUGUUCUUCUCUCUGGGGAACUGUACUUCCCACCAGGGAUAUACUGUGGACGCGUCCCACUCGGCCCAGUCCUUUUGAAUAACUCCCAGAGUGCAACACUCUCCUUCUCCUCUGACGUUAGCAAAACAGGAAGUGGAUUUGUCAUCCACCACCGUGCUGUGAUGGGACACCUUCCACCUGUUUUCAAAUCGUACGGUAUGGUGGUUGUUGUCGACGACCAGAGUAUUGUGCAAAGCCCCAAUUAUCCAGAUGACUACAGUAACAACUUCACCUUCACCUGGGUCAUCUAUGCUCCACAGGGUCAUGUUGUCAAGCUGGACUUUACUGACUUUGACCUGGAGGAGUCAGACGGCUGUCUCUACGAUUCCCUCGUUGUCCUGGGAGACGUAGCAGGUGUGGAUCGACUCGCGGUGCUGUGUGGACGCUGGGUCCCUCCCUCCGUGCUGUCCUACGACCGGGUCAUGGUGCUCCAGCUCACCACAGAUGCCACGCUGACACACAGAGGCUUCAGGGCAUCGCUGGCCUUCAUCCACCUUGCAGACCUGCACAACGAGGAGCGGUCAGAUACAGCGGCAUGGCAACCCAACCAGACAGACCAACAGACAGACACACAGACAGGCAAACAGACAGAUGUGAAGACAGGCCUUCAGACAGACAUAGGGACAGGCCAACAGACGGACUCACAGACAGACCAACAGACGGACUCACAGACAGGCCAACAGACGGACUCACAGACAGACCAACAGACGGACGUACAGACAGGCCUUCAGACGGACGUACAGACAGGCCCCGUGAUCGGUGGACAGAUGGACAACCGGGACGAUUUGUCAGCUAGUUCCCGGAGCACACAAACCUAUGGCUGGUGGUUUUGAAUCCUUCCUUUUUCUUUUUUUUUAAACUGGCUCCACAGCUCAUUUCCUAACUUACAUACGCUUACAUACUCCCUUCUCUUCUUGAACAUCCCUUUUCCUUUUCGGAAAAAAACCCACCCCAGGGCCAUUAGCACCAUAACAACCAGGGAACCGCUUAUUUCCCCCCUGAACCGGUGAAUCACACUGAGUCACCAGCACAUUACUGAAUCACUGCCAAAAUAUCAGCCAAUAAACUGCCCCUCAGGCAGUAUACAGUUAGUUGGCUGCUAUUCAGCAUCUGGCCUGCGCAUCCUCAUCCCAAACUAAACAAUGCAAUUCGCACACAGACUUUUCAGAGUGUCAGAGGCCCCCGCUGGAAAAAAUCCACUUGCCGAUGAGCUGCAUUCCUGCAUGACGCUCGUUUGCCUAGCGGCAAGUUCUGGUUCGCCCCAGUCCUGUUUGGACGUGUGUGUGUGUGUGCUUCUUGCCUGUCCCGCAUCCAUAAAAUGUAUACGAGUGGCUGCUUUUGUCAUUGGAACACAUGGAUACUACGCAUGUCUGUGUCCUGCAGACGUUGAAUUACCCGUCUUCCACUCAGUGAUUAUUAGGUCAUAGAAUAUUAUUAACUCUUUUUUGGAAACUAUUAACCUCAAACUAGUUUUCUUUUUGUCUCUUUCCUCGCUUUUAAAUCUCUAUUUUUCUUUCGUAUUAUUGUUAGCGCUGUGUGUGUAUCAGUGCUUUAUUUUAACCGUUCAAAGUAACAUAUACCAGAGACCUAUUAGUGUGUCAUUGGGAAAUUGGACACUGACCUUUACAACCGAGGAAACUGAAGCCUGUUAGGAGUAUACAGACAGCAGUCAGUCUCUAUGCACUGGUCCCAAAUGGUAAUCUAUUCUCCAUUCUAACUUCUGGUCGAAUUCCUUACGCACACACACACAAACACACACUUGCACAAACACAAAACACACAGUGACACACACAAAAACAAGAGGAAAAUAAAGAAAAGCGUCUUAAGCCUAGAUGACUAGCCUCUGGGCUCUGGGCUGCGGAGUCAAACAGACUAUUCUCUGAGGGUUAUUACUGAGGGUUAUUACUCAAUCAGGAACUGGUCUGGAACUAUUGUUCAACUUUGCGUGUGUGGGGCAGUGAUUCUGUAUGUAUGUGUGUGUG
Gadus macrocephalus (Pacific cod) is the source of this 2096-nucleotide messenger RNA. Its product is annotated as ovochymase-2-like. The record is from RefSeq and is a predicted model, not a curated record. The coding region runs from base 237 to 947 and encodes 236 amino acids. Lineage: Eukaryota; Metazoa; Chordata; Actinopteri; Gadiformes; Gadidae. The transcript has 5 exons.